Cucurbitaria berberidis CBS 394.84 is the source of this 559-nucleotide messenger RNA. RefSeq lists its product as uncharacterized. The record is from RefSeq and is a predicted model, not a curated record. Lineage: Eukaryota; Fungi; Ascomycota; Dothideomycetes; Pleosporales; Cucurbitariaceae. The coding region runs from base 202 to 534 and encodes 110 amino acids. The transcript has a single exon.
ACGGCAUGUGGGUCGGUAGAACGCUAACGAUAUGCAAGGCUCUUGGUACCUGACUUUACUCUUUCAAGAAGAGUUUGCGAACAGCACUUUUGGAGCAAUUGGCCAACGAGCAGGAUUGUGCGAGGCUACAUGUGUUGAGCUGCUCGUCAGCUCCCUUAUCAUCCAACAACUCAUCGUGACAUCAGCUUCGCAUAUUCCACCAUGUCCGUUAUCACCUAUGCCCUUGUUGAUUUUCUAUUGCUGUUCUUGAAAAGCAAAGUCACGUUGGCGAAGGAGUAUACAGUACAUGUCCUUGAUUGGGCCCCCUGUCGCCUCACUUGGUAUAAUUACACCUCACGGAAGCUUAUGCGGCGGCGUCGCUGGGCGGAGAGCCGAUCAUACAGGCACACGCCUUUCCGUACCGAUGUCGCACACUGGCUAAACCUCACUCGACCUGGUGAACCCCUGUGGACGUGCGUUUCCAACAAGACCCGCACACCGACAUUCUCGCGCGAUAGCAAAAGACUCACUCGAUACCCGGGAUGCCACCCGUAGGCGUUCAGCCAGCCAUACUUUCCGG